Messenger RNA from Sclerotinia borealis F-4128, 699 nucleotides. The record is from the annotation of a GenBank genome assembly. NCBI's taxonomy places the organism in Eukaryota, Fungi, Ascomycota, Leotiomycetes, Helotiales, Sclerotiniaceae.
AUGACCUCAACCCCUCUUGAAGAGAACACAUCAGCAACACUGACCUCUUUGACUGAUGCCAUUGUUUCCACACCGGCACCGAUUACAAAAUCCGUUGACGAGGAACAAGCAGUAGUGACUUCGACAAUAACAACUUGCAAUACUGCCGUUGCUGGCACGACAAUUCCUGUUAGUGCUCUCACUACUGGAGAGUUUGUCGGCGUUGAUGUUCUUUGUGGCGAGAAGAUCUACAUUCAAGAACCCAAUUAUUAUCCGACCAAGACCUAUUAUGGCAUUCCUACAUCGACUUCGACAUCGACUUCGACUUCGACCUCGUCAAUCUGCAAUAACGAUGUCGCUGGCGUAACGAUUGCUACUAGCGAUCUUACCACCGGAGAAUUCGUUGCUGUUGAUAUUUUCUGUGGACAAACGAUUUACAUUCAAGAACCGAACUUCUAUCCAACCAAGACUUACUACGGCAUUCCUGCUUCUACUACUGGAACUUCAUCCGCAGCAUCUACAACUGCAGUAGGCGUAGAACCACGUAUGCUGGAAGCACGUACUAGAAAUACACCUAUCAUUGAUUCCACCACGCCAACUUCCCUACAGCGAGCUGAUGAGAAGUGGAUGGAGAGUGCUCCAAGCGUUGUUGCUGGAAACAGAGGUGCGGAGGCGUUUAGACAACAAGGUGACUUAAGAAUGAGAGAUGAAGGCUUGUAG